GUCAGGGCCUGCCAAUCCCCGUGCCAAUCUCAGCAUUGGCAGCUCUCCGGUAUCCAGUGCGGGCGGAGGGCAUGGCUUCUGCAGAGAUGGAUGACGACACUGAGUCUCUGAGUGAGACCGUUCCAGACUGUCUGGAGUGUUCGAUAUGCUUCGGGCUGCUUUACAAGCCCACAGCCCUUGAUUGCGGGUGGGUGAGUUGCUUCCCUGGGUCGAUGAUACAUGACUGACACCCAUGAUGUGAUGCCAUUGCUCUCUGUCGGUUUGGUUGUUUGUUGGUUGCUGACUGACAGGCACGUCUUCUGUUUCUGGUGCUUGUUCCGGUCGAUGGCGCAAUGGCAUGCUUCCAAGUGGUGAGAGGGAGGAAGACCACCACUGCAGUCAUUGCAAGAUGGUGAGGGUGCAUCGGGAGUGUUCCGCUGUCGCUGUCGUGAUGCCUGCAGCCCGCUUUGCAAGAGGAGCUUCAGUGUGUUCCCCCGGGUGUGUCGGCCCCUCUACAUGUACAUCAGGAGCAAAUACCCUCGCACCUUCGACCAGAGAAGGCAAGGUAAGGUACCUACCGACGCUGGCUGGUCAAUUCACUGACCAGAGAGAGCACCUUCCAGAUUCACACACACACACAAUGCACUCACUCAUGGAUGCCUUGCCUUUCCUCAUCUCAUCUCGCUUGGCAGAAGUGGAGGAGUUUGAGCGGGCCACAGAGCGGCAGUCGCCCGCAGAGGAGCACAUCCUCACCCCCGGCUCUGGGGCCAACGUCGACCGACUCCCCCCAACAGCCAGCCGAGAGAUCAGAGACCUCCUCUCCGCAUGGCAAGGCAAUGACGCGCCUCAACCGCCAUUACCGCCCUCGCCCUCGCGACCCGCUGCUGCUUCUGGCGCCGAGCCGAUGGCAGAGAGUGGGGGUGGGCAGCAAGGUGAGGAUGGAGCUGCUGGGGAGGGGGAUGAGGCGUUUGUGCACGUGAGCGAUGAGGUGUCGUCGCUGCUGUCCCCUGAGAUGCGGCCCACGGCUGUGAGGCUGCCGGUCAGAGAAUUCGUCCACUUCCAAGUGUGUGAUGGCACUCACGCGCACACCCAGCCAGCCAGCCAGGAACUGAUCUGGAUGGGCGUCUGUGUGUUGUGUGUUGUGUAUGUGUAGGUGGGAUGUGACGGCUGUGGUCGGCUGCCUAUCGUGGGGGCUCGUUAUAGAUGUCGUGACUGCCAUGAGAGGGUGGGUUACGACCUGUGCGGCGCGUGUCACCGGGAAAACUACAGUCGAUGCGGGCUGUUCAACCAGAUGCACACGUGAGCUGUCCAGAUGGACAUUUAUGUGCGUGUUCGGGCGCGGGGGUGUGUGACUUGUAUGUCUGUCAGUCUGUCUGUCUGUCUGGAUGUCUGUCUGGAUGUCUGUCUCUGUUUUACUCGCUGCAUGUGGUGCAUGCAGGUCAGCGCAUAGGAUGGAGCUGGUGCAGCCCGACGCCGUCACAGUGCUGCUCAACUGCCUCCACAAAUGCCACCCCACACUCCCUCUGUAAGGAAGGAAAGGCACACAGACAAACACACCAGCCACACAGACAUACAUGUACUCUCUGUCUCCCUUCCCUGUCCCUGUCUGCAUCCGUCCAUGUGGUCGGUGUGUCAGGGCCGAGCUGCUGUCCCUGCUGGAACUGCAGGGAUCCAGCGGGCCCUCCACCCCAGACAAUGACAGUGACAAUGACCUGGAGGAUGAGACCCCCGAGCGGACCGGUCCCCUCCCACCACUGGGCCUCAUGCCUGACGAGCAGUCCCCUCCUGUGGGUGAUGACGAGACUGGCGACCGCCCAGCACCAGCUGGCGGGAGGGAAGAGGGGAGGGGAGGGAGCUCUGCUUGAUUGACCGAAAGCGACUGACGGGACGGUGGCCCAUGCUGCCUGCCCCCGUUCUGUUCUGCUGUGCUGUGCUGGGCCCUCAGCCAUCGGAUGGCCCGCGCGAAGAUGAGGC
Vitrella brassicaformis is the source of this 1953-nucleotide messenger RNA. The record is from the annotation of a GenBank genome assembly. NCBI's taxonomy places the organism in Eukaryota, Vitrellaceae.